Messenger RNA from Cryptomeria japonica (Japanese cedar), 1467 nucleotides. RefSeq names its product aspartyl protease 25-like. Gene Ontology annotation, molecular function: aspartic-type endopeptidase activity. The transcript has a single exon. Gene Ontology annotation, biological process: proteolysis. NCBI's taxonomy places the organism in Eukaryota, Viridiplantae, Streptophyta, Pinopsida, Cupressales, Cupressaceae. The record is from RefSeq and is a predicted model, not a curated record. Bases 1 to 1467 code for a protein of 488 amino acids.
AUGGCGAUGAAUAAGAAAGCUCGACUGUUUGCACUUUGCCUUUUCCUUUAUUGCAUUCUUUGCUCUCCCAGCUGCGAAUGCAGCUCUUCAGAAGAAAAGUAUUACAUAAUUGAAGUGAAUACAUUUCUUAUUGAAGAGGGGAGGGAUUUUAAUGCCCCGAGUGGGAGACCAAGCAAGGUAGUGGAACUCCAAGAGCUAGGAAGUGAAGGUGCAGAUCUGCUCAUUAAUCAUCUGAACAUAGCCUCCAGUUCAAGUUGGAGGGAUAUGUUGUUGCAAGGGCUGGAAAGGGAUAAGUAUCUUGCUAAUCGCAUCUUUUCCCAUGUUCCUAACAGUACCAAUCUGACAUCCUCUCCUUUAGAGACAAAUGCCUUCAGUGCUCCUGUGUCGUCCGGGAGUGAAAUGCAAGGUCCAGAGUACACUGUAACAGUUUCGAUUGGAACACCAGCUCUGGAACAACUCAUGGGAAUUGAUACGCUCAGUUCCUUAUCAUGGAUUCAGUGCAAGCCCUGCAAGGGUUGUACUUCUAAUGCGAAGUUCCCCUUAUAUGUUGCCAAUCAAUCCUCCUCCUUUAGGUCAGUGCCAUGUAAGAACUCAAAAUGUCCACCCCUGGGAUCAGAUCCCAAGGACUUUCAGUCUACUUGUGACAAUUGGGGUAUGUGCACCUUCACAGACACUAAUAGUCUCGCCCAAGGAUCCGAGGGAGAUUAUAUCACAGAUACCCUGCAGGUGGGUAAAAAUGCAUUCGAAGAAGUAUAUAUAGGAUGCGCCUAUAGCUUCACACCAUCUAGAAAGUUAGCAACAUCCGGGCGUUUGGGGUUGGGCAGGGGUCCCCUUUCCCUAGUUUCCCAGAACGCAGAUGGGCAAUUCUCCUACUGUCUUCCCAAUUACCUCUCUGCUCGUACAACAGGGUCUCUGAAUUUAGGGAAGGACUCAAUUCCAUCCUCUGUGAAAGUCUACACGCCCAUGCAAAAAGAGACCAAGUUUGCUUCAAGUGCAUACAUCUUGGGACUGGAAGGUAUCAGCGUGGGAGGGCAACGCUUAAGCGUGAACAUGCAGGUUCCUGGUGCUCUGCCCACAAUAACCUAUAUUCACACAGCAGUAAUGGCUACCCAGCUGGUGAAACCUGUGUACAAUGAUUUGAGAGCUUCCUUCGAGGAAAAGAUGAAGACAUACGCGCCAGCUGUUAAGCCCGCCUCGCCAUUUGGAGAUUUUCAACCAUGCUACCAGUUAUCCAACAUAACAUCAGUGAAAAUCCCAAUUGUUACUCUUCAUUUCAAAGGCAAUGCCAACUUCGAUGUCCCUGCUGUGGGAACUCUGCUUCAGGUUUCAAGUGAUGUGGUGUGCUUCCCUUUUUCACCCUCUCCAAAUGACGCUGUGAACAUCAUUGGGAAUGUCCAGCAACAGGGUAUUACAGUGGCUUUCGACAAUUUAAACAACAAAAUUGGCUUUGGCUCUGGUUCUUGUUAG